Oncorhynchus masou masou (cherry salmon) is the source of this 670-nucleotide messenger RNA. Its product is annotated as ubiquitin-like FUBI-ribosomal protein eS30 fusion protein. The transcript is spliced from 5 exons. Bases 23 to 505 code for a protein of 160 amino acids. Gene Ontology annotation, molecular function: protein binding; structural constituent of ribosome. NCBI's taxonomy places the organism in Eukaryota, Metazoa, Chordata, Actinopteri, Salmoniformes, Salmonidae. Gene Ontology annotation, cellular component: ribosome; cytosolic small ribosomal subunit. Gene Ontology annotation, biological process: translation. The record is from RefSeq and is a predicted model, not a curated record.
UUCUACGUCACACGUAUGCGCAAUGAAAUGCUUCCUGUUUUCCAUCUCCAGGCCAAACACCAUUGGCGAAGCACACGAUUAUUACACUGCGAGACUUUGGUUAACCAUGCAGCUGUUUGUGCGUGCUCAGACUCUCCACACCUUUCAGGUGUCUGGGUUAGAAACUGUCGCUGACAUCAAGGCUCAUAUUGAGGCAUUGGAGGGACUCUCCUGUGAUGACCAGAUGGUUUUUUUGUGCGGGGAACCCCUGCAGGAUGAUGCUAUGAUUGGCCAAUCGGCACUGGAGUUCAGCACUCUUGAGGUUAUCCCCCGACUGUUGGGAGGCAAAGUCCAUGGCUCCUUGGCCCGAGCGGGGAAAGUCAGGGGACAGACUCCCAAGGUGGAUAAGCAAGAGAAGAAGAAAAAGAAGACUGGUAGGGCUAAAAGGAGGAUCCAGUAUAAUAGGCGCUUUGUGAAUGUGGUACCAACAUUUGGCAAGAAGAAGGGACCCAAUGCCAACUCAUAAAACUAUUUUCCCAAAGCCUUGUGUCUGCUCUCAUCACAGUUCAACAUUGACAUGACCAUUCAUGCAGUGCGAGCAAUGGACUGGGAGCAAUAUGUCAUUUAUAAUUACAUUUGUCACUGGGAUGAAAUACAAUAAAACUCAGUGAGGAAAGAGUGGUACUCUGCA